UUAUCAACACUGAUGUGGGUAUUCUACAGAGGGAGGGCAGCACUCGCCUGCUUGAGCCAGAGACGUGGGAGGGGGGAUGUAUGGUGCCAGGCCGAGGAUCGGAGUGCGGCCCCGCUUUAUGGAGGCCAAAAAAAGUGGGGGAGGCCAGGGGAAGGGGGAGGAGGGGGCGGCCUGGAUGCCUUUUACGAUGUCUGUGUGUGUGUGUGUGUCGCUACUGGGUUGCCUCGGCCGAUCCUGCUGUCCCCUCCCCUCGCCCCGCUCGUGCUCCCGUAAUGGCCCUCCUCCAUCGGCCCUGGUGUCUUGCACCCGCGCCAACCAGCCGCAGUCCGCGAGCAGCGUGUGCCGCGGAAAAGGAGAAAGGAGCAAAAGCGGAGGGGAGGAAAGGAGAGGGAAAGAGAGAUACACCGAAGGCGGGCGCAGGAACAAGGACAGGGGGGAAGGGAGAGGGGGAGGGGGGAAGGUAGGCGAGAAGAGGCUGCCCCCUGCCGCCACUGUGGCCGUCCCCCCGCCGGUGUGCGCCGGCGCGCGGCGCGGACAGAACAAAGAAUGAACGCCACGGCAUGGCAGAAAGGCGGAGAGAGAGAGAGAGAGAGAGA
Messenger RNA from Fonticula alba, 596 nucleotides. RefSeq lists its product as hypothetical. The transcript has a single exon. The record is from RefSeq and is a predicted model, not a curated record. The coding region runs from base 77 to 550 and encodes 157 amino acids. NCBI's taxonomy places the organism in Eukaryota, Rotosphaerida, Fonticulaceae.